Molecule: messenger RNA, 1701 nt
Organism: Ciona intestinalis (vase tunicate)
Lineage: Eukaryota; Metazoa; Chordata; Ascidiacea; Phlebobranchia; Cionidae
Product: putative RNA polymerase II subunit B1 CTD phosphatase rpap2
Cellular component (GO): cytoplasm; nucleus
Molecular function (GO): RNA polymerase core enzyme binding; RNA polymerase II CTD heptapeptide repeat phosphatase activity
Source: RefSeq, a predicted model, not a curated record
GAACUUAUUGACCAAUUUUAUCAUAAUAUUAACCAUCUACAAUUACGCAUGCACAUUUUGAGUAAUCCACAGCACUAAAGGCGUAUCUAUUUAGUUAAAUGCAUGUAUAAACAACUAAAAUACCAUAACUUUGUCGUUUUGCGCACUUUCUGUAUACAACAUUCGUUUAUUUUAAAUAACGAAGUUAUAGCACUUGUUGUGUUUAGCACAGUUCACUGAUUCUCCGAUUUCAUUUGAGUUUACAAAUAUGAGCGAUACUUCUACCAAAAAUAAGCAAAAGUUUGACAAGAAAGUGUUGGCUGAUGCAAGAAAAAAGUUAUUAGCAGAAAAGCGAGCGCAAGCUAUUGUUGAACAGUUGCUGGAAAGUAAUGUCUCCGAGGAUUUAUUCCAAAAGUCGGUUUAUUACUUGAGCGUUGACCGUUAUGCUGAUGUAGUGGAAGAAAGAUCAAUCACAAAAAUAUGUGGUUAUCCUUUAUGUUCGAAUAGUCUGAAAAAUAUACCAAGGCAGCAGUACAAGAUUUCGAACAAUGUUGUUUAUGAUAUCACAGAGCGAAAGAAGUUUUGCAGCAAUUUUUGUUACCAAUCAUCUAAAUAUAUUCAAGAACAAAUUCCAACCUACCCAUUGUGGUUGAGGGAAUCUGAUGAUAAAGUGAGAAUUACUCUUUUGAAGAUUGGAUCUGGUUCGAAGGGUGAAAAAGUCGAUCUACUACAUUUUGUUCAACCUAGUGAUGCUGAAAUGGAGUCUGAAUUUCAGGAUGAGAGCCAAGCAGAUGCCACACAUAAUUCAAGUACCGAUAAUAAUUGUAGGGAAGUUAGAGAAUCAAGGAAAAAGACAACCCGAAUAAAAUUGUGUGACCCAACGAAGAGCCCGGGUUUGGUUACUAGAUGUAAUGAAAAGAUAAAAGUUGAUUUGGAUGAAUUGGUUGGUUUGUUUGGGGAGUGGGUCACAAGAAAGACUUUGGUAAGACUUAAAUUGCUUCCAGAAGAUGACACCCAUGUUGAUGUUGCUCCUGUGGAUGCCAAUGAACAAAGAAGAGCAGCCAAGCUGAAGUUGCUGGAGGAGAGGAUGAAUAAGAUUGCGGGAGGUAAGCAAAUCCAGGAAAAGCAACCACUUCCAAGUUAUGAAGAAGUGAAUGAAUAUGGUCAGCGGGUUGAACAAUAUUUUCGAGGACAGUUCACUGCAGUUCAAGGUAGACAUGUGAUGAAACCAAACAAAAAGAAAAGUGAUGAAGAAGAGGACACAACUUCACAGCAUGUUGUUCCUACUGUCGAUUCAAAGAACCAGUUAAGCAUAAGAAAAAGGAUAUUAAUGGAAAAGUUUUCUAAAUCGCUUUCAACUAUUGACUCCACCAUGCACAAUCCAGCAAUUUUACAAGACAUUCGAUGUGUAGUAGACACUUUUAAUUUAACGAGCAAAAAUGUCAUGCUUAAGCCUGAUCAACUUGUUGUUGUCACCCUCAUGAUUCUUGAAUUGUUACAAAGAAGUUCCAGUUUUUCAAAUACUUUACUUUCAUCAUCUGUUUCUGCAUUUUUAAAAACUAUCAGCCUAGAAAUUGAAGAAAUUAAAACAGCUGUUGAGCACAUUGUUGAAAAAAUUGUUUCUAGGCCCCCUUAAUGUGUAUAUAUUUAUUUUCACUUUGUCUCCCUCUAUAUAUAUAUAUAAACUCUUUUUUUUAACUCUUUAUAUAUAUACCUUUUUUG